ACGUAAUGUGAUAGAAAGAGGGAGAAAAUGUGUCGAAAUUUAUACCAGAAUUUUGAUAAACGUCAUUUUAAUUUUUAGUUGUCAUCGUAGAUUUUUUUGAGGUUGAUGCUUAAAACCCAAAUUUUUUGAUUGAAAAAUUAUUGUUAGUGAUUGUAAAUAAUCCAAUCAUAAUUUCACACGUAUCAUAACAGAAGAAAUGCAUUUUAUUUAAUCUUUUCUUUACAAAAGUAAUGUUAGUAUUUUAUUGACCUUUCGUGCUAAAAUUCAACUGAAAUAUGGCAAAUGUAGAAAUUGCAAAUCUCUUAGCUAGAAAUAGGAUACCUGAUAGUGACGUUAGUUUUAUAUUUUUCAUAUUUUAUCUCCCUUUGGGAUUAAUUUUAAUAGUAUUACGAUGUUGUUUACUACUUUUCUUAUUUCUCAUUUGUCAAUUUUUGCCUGAUACCCCGAGGAUUCAAAAGUUUGUUAAUAAACUGGCCUGUUUAGGUUUAGGAAUAUCAGUUCACGUUGAAAAUCUUAAAGUUAAAGAAAAGGUUCAUGUAUAUAUUAGUAAUAGCGUAUCAGUUUUUGACCAAGUAGCUGUUUGUAAAGCUACAGGUGCCGUAUCGCCUAGUUGUAGAACGACCGUAGAAAGGGUGUUAGGGUUUAGUACUUACUGCUUCGGAUCUAUCGUAAACGUAGAUAACUUUAAGAAUAACCUAAAACAAUUUAUGGAAGAGAGGACCCCCGUUUAUUUCGCCCCCGAAGAUAAAGUAACCAACGGAAAAGCGCUUCUCAAAUUCAAAACAUACCCCUUCGAAUUUACCAACAAAGUUCAACCUAUUUGUAUUACAGUCGACCGUCCCUUUUUGGAUAUCUCUGUAACCGUAAUGGGUUCAUCUUAUUUCAGUGAUUUAGUUUAUUAUCUGUUUUCCCCCGUAACUAAUUACAGACUGACGUUUCUUGAACCAUCGGAUAGGAAAACUAUGAGCGAUCAAGAAUUCGCGGAAAACGUACGUCGAAAUAUGGCAACGGCGCUGAAGGUACAAACGACUAAUUAUACUUCGAACGAUGUAACUGAAUGGGAAAAACGUGCUAAUUUCGCCCCCCCGAGACCCCAAACUCGUACCAGAUCACUAAAUACCCCGGAACUUACCAGAAUGGGGAAACAAGUCAAAGAAGUCCUACCGCAUGUACCACUAAACGCAAUUUACACUGAUUUAUAUAUAACGAGGAAUGUAGAUAGUACGAUUACGAAUAUUCUCGAGGGUCGAGUUCAUUUUACCCCUGAACAAUCCUCUUCGUCUAAUAACCAACCUUCGACUUCCGGCUCUUCGAAUUGCUCUUCGUUUAGCACGGCGGCUUCUUCUUUUCCGAAAUCCGCUUCGGAACGUACCAAAUCGUUCCAGGAACGCAAAGAACAAUUGAUAGCCACCGCCAGGAGGCGGUACAUCGAAAAACAUAACCUCGAUAUACCAAUUUAGGGAAAAUUCGGAUAUCGAAACGAUUUUUUUGGUAUUUUUUUUGUAUAAUUUCUUUUGUUUAGGAAACUUUUGGAUAUUUAUAAUCGAGUUGUAGGAGGGAUGUUUGAAAGUAUCGGAUGUUUCAAUAGUAUUGGUUGUUUUAAAAGUAAAUAAUCGAUUAUUUCACUGGUUUAUCGCAUUAUAAACAAUUUCUUAUCUCUGGAUAUAGAUGCCGAUUGUGUAUUGUAUAAAAAACUUUAAUUGCAGCUUGAACUUAAUUAUUAGCGAGAUUUUCAAUUGCAUCGGUGGGUUUUCCAUUUUCAAGCCAGGGAAAUGUUGUUAAACUAAGUCCAAAUGUUCGUUGCUUUUCGAACGCCCCUCGUAGAAUAUAUAAAAAUUGAAAUAAUAGUUUUACAGGGUUAUACGAAAAACAAUCGUUCGUUUAUUUGUACAAUAAAAAAUUAUGAAAAUUUUUGAAACAAAAAAUUUAAAAAAAAAUGUUUUCACUGGAAAAAUCACAGGUUUAUUGUAUCAAUAUCAAAAUCAUGUUUUUCUCAUUUAAUAAUCUUUCUUCUACUAAUACGGGGGCUGUAAGAUGAUUAAAAACUUCCUUUCAAGGAUACUAUGGAAAAACUUUAUAGAAACUUUUUGUUUUAAUUUGUGAAUUUUUGUCACUUGAAUUACAGCUUGAAUUCCAUAAUUUUCAAUUGCAGCAGUUCGUUCUUCAUUUUUAAGGAAGGGAAAUACUGUAGGAAUUCUAAUACACUGAAACCUUUUUGAACGCCCCUUGUAGAAUGUAUAAAAAUUGAAAUAAUUGUUUUACAGGGUUAUACGAAAAACAAUCCUUUUAAUUAUACUAUAAAAAAUGUGCAAACACUAAAAAUGUGUAUACCGGGUUUGUUUGUAAAAUAUUGUACUUUUUGAGAUAUAAAAUCUGUGGUUGGUUUUUUAUAUCAAUGUUAAAAUCAUGUCUCUGGAUAUAGAUGGCGAUUGCGUAUUGGUGAAUACGGGGGCAGUAAGAUGAUUAAAAACUUCUUUUCAAGGAUAUUAUGGAAAAUAGGGGUCAAAUAUUGCAGUUUUUUCCUGAUAUUUGUUUUGAUUUUUGGAUUUUUGUCAAAAAAAAAAUUAUUACAGCUUGAACUUCAUAAUUUUCAAUUGCAGCAGUUCGUUUUCCAUUUUCAAGGAAGGGAAAAACUGUAGGAAGUCUAAUACACUGAAACAUUUUUGAACGCCCCUCGUAGAAUGUAUAAAAAUUGGAAUAAUAGAUUUACAAGGUUAUACGAAAAGUAAUCGUUCGUUUAAUUGUAUAAUAAAAAAAUUAUACAAAUUAUAUGUAUGUAUACGAGGGUUGUUUGGAAAAUAUUCAACUUUUUUUAAUUAAAAACAAGAGAAAAAUGUUUUUACUAGAAAAAUCGGUCACUAUUUCUUAGUUAUCAAUGUAAAAAUCAAGUUUCCAUCAUUUUUUAAUAUUUCGUCGAUUUAUACGGGGGCCAUAAGAUGAAUACAAACUUUUCGUUCAACAGUCGCUAAAUAUUUUGAAAAAACGAAACUUAUCACCAAAUAUGUUCUAAUUAGUAACCUUUUAACCGUUCACUUUCUAUAAUUUGAUAAAAUUUUCUUUAGCAAUUCUAAUCAUAUAAAAACAUGUAUUACAUUCAGAAAAAUUAUAAACUUCCAUUAGUAAAGUUACUUUGAACACUCCCCUGUAUACGAAGUUUGAUACGCAAGCUACUUAUAGAUCGAGGAUGUCAAAAAGGCGGCGCUAAUUCCUCCCAAUGUUACUUCAGACCCAAACUUCUCUCACUCUUAAUACGACCCUCGUAGAAACGCUUCGAUAUCAGUUUACGCAGUCUCAAUUACAUGUGAUAAUCUUUAAGCACCAAAUACGGGGGUCGUAAAAUAAUUGGACGUAUAGGAAACAAAAAAAUAUGUAAUUAAAUUUUAUUCCUUUUUUUUUGAACGACCCUCGUAUAAUGUAAAAAGUAGUAAAAAAAAUAACCCUCGAAAAAUGUAUAAAAUCAUCAAGGUGGCGGCGUUAAAUCCACCCUAGUCUCGUCAGUAUAGUUACUUUCGAAUUAACCCUAGUAACAUGUAUAAAAUCUUCAAGAUAGCGGCGUUAAACCCGCUUUAAGUUCGUCAGCAUUGUUAUUUUCGAAUUAACCCUCGUAAAAUGUUUGAAGUCGUAAAACAACAAAUCUACUGUUUUAGGACAUCCUGUAUAUUUUUUUAUUGUUGAAAUUCGAAUUAUUUUAAUCAAACAUUUUCAAAUUAAUUAAAUGAUAGUUAUUAUGACUGGAUAUGAUUUUAGUUGGAAAGAUUUAUUUUAUUUGACGCGAUAAAUACGGGGGAUGUCCGUAAAUUACAUUCACUAGAUGUGAUUUGGCAUGAAUCUAACCUAAUAUUUAUCCGGAAGUAAGCGGCAUUCGAAGAUAAAUAACCUCAAAAUUUGACGUUUUCCUUUGAAAAAAAUUAGGUUAGUUUGAGAUAAAAUGACGUCUGGUAUAUGUAGUUUGUGUUUGGAGGGUUUUUGGACACCCUGUAUUUAGUACGUUCAGUUUGACAUUGUGAAAUAAGUAUUUAGAUUAAGGGGAAGGAAUGGUGCCAAUAACGAAGAAAUUUUUGCCUUAUGCUGCACAUUUAAGACUCUUUUAUUAUAUAAAAAUAUUAAAAUUAAUUAUUUUGAUUUAAGUUUGUAAAUAAUUCACUGUUAUUUAUUUUAUAAAUAAAAUAUGAGAAC
Diorhabda sublineata is the source of this 4176-nucleotide messenger RNA. RefSeq names its product lipid droplet-regulating VLDL assembly factor AUP1-like. NCBI's taxonomy places the organism in Eukaryota, Metazoa, Arthropoda, Insecta, Coleoptera, Chrysomelidae. Gene Ontology annotation, cellular component: membrane. The record is from RefSeq and is a predicted model, not a curated record. The coding region runs from base 276 to 1460 and encodes 394 amino acids. Gene Ontology annotation, molecular function: ubiquitin binding. The transcript is spliced from 6 exons.